Cetraspora pellucida is the source of this 885-nucleotide messenger RNA. The record is from the annotation of a GenBank genome assembly. NCBI's taxonomy places the organism in Eukaryota, Fungi, Glomeromycota, Glomeromycetes, Diversisporales, Gigasporaceae.
AUGCUUGAUGAAAAAGCAAAUAAAAGCAACAAGUUCUGUGUCUGUCAAGAAUGUGUAAUUGGUUCUUCUUAUGAAGAUGCAUAUAAUAAUAGGUUUGCAAAUACACAAGAGUUAGUUCACCAUCACUUAAAAAAUUGUGUAUAUUUUAAACAAAAAUAUAGUGAAUCUGAACAAGCAGAAAUUCUAGCCAAAUCAGAUAAAGUGGUUUCAACAACUAAUAAUUCUUUUCAAGAAAGUAUUGAUGAUAAUUCUGCUACUGAAUCAGAAGUUUCUUCAGGUAAAAUUCUUGUAGAAAAUAUAUUAAAUGAAUGUACGAAAUGGCCUGAUGUACAACAUCGAACAGAAAAUAUGCUUGAUGAUCUAAAAAAAAGAAAUAAAACUACAAGAAUAGAAGAAGAAAAUAAUAAUAACCUUAAAGGUUUUCCUAGAAGAGAAUGGAUUGUAUACUAUUAUAAAUCUUGGUUUAGUAAACCUCCAUGUUCUAUUUUGCGUGAAUUGCAACAUUAUGAAAGUGAAGAAUACCCAUUUGAUAAAGAAAUUUUUGACCAAUAUGGUGGUAAUGUGCUAAACUAUUGGAGUUUUUGUAAAGAAAUUGCUGUAGAAUUGCAUCUUGUGGCAUUAUUAAAAACAUAUAAACAAAAUAUUGCUAUUCCAUUUGAACAAAUAAGCCCUGAUAAUGACAACGAAGAGGAAUUUAUAUUAUCAGAUGAAAACACUGAUAAUAAUAAUAUUGAUACGGGAGAUACUAGAGAUAAUAAUCAUAUAGAAACAGUUAAUUUAAGUUUAGAUGAAUCAGAAAGUUUAACCGACUUGUAUGAAGAAGAGGAUGAAGUAAUGCACCAAGAUUUUUUAAUUCAUUCCGCAGAUAAUUUGGAAGCAAAAUAG